This is a messenger RNA of Pichia membranifaciens NRRL Y-2026, 5789 nucleotides long. RefSeq lists its product as hypothetical. NCBI's taxonomy places the organism in Eukaryota, Fungi, Ascomycota, Pichiomycetes, Pichiales, Pichiaceae. Gene Ontology annotation, biological process: regulation of ARF protein signal transduction. The transcript has a single exon. The coding region runs from base 122 to 5761 and encodes 1879 amino acids. Gene Ontology annotation, molecular function: guanyl-nucleotide exchange factor activity. The record is from RefSeq and is a predicted model, not a curated record.
UGGCCUUGUAUUUGCACGCAAGAAAGAAGAAGAGUGUUUCUGCGGUAGGCAAUUCAGCACAGAGCGUUCCGCACAGACACCUCGGACACGGUAAGGGCAUCAUCAUUCACAGCACAAGGGUAUGGUUGAGGAAGACGCUGCAAGUGGAGAUCAAUUGGCAGCAUCCAACGCUGUGCAGCUGGAAAACGGCACGCCAAACAAAGAACGUGUUGAAAAACCGGACGUUGUGAACGGAGAGGCAGAUUCAGCUCACGUGGGUAUUUCUGAUGAGAAUAGCAAGCCAGCAAAUGCGAAAAAAGCCGCUACAGAAGAGGUUAACGGUGGUUCCGAAAAGGAACUAAGCACCCAAGAGGAAGAAACACCUUCUGAGACUGUUGCCGAAACAGUUGAAACGAAUGGGACAAACGAGAUAAAAGCAAGCGCCAUUGAUGUCUCUGCAAGUGGCGAGGAUGUGACAAACCUUGUUAAGGAAGAAACCGCAGAAGGUCAGCCCGAGCCUGAAGUUGCGGUUUCUUCCGAAGCCCAGAACUCCAUCCGUACAUUCGACCAGCAAUCUGCCUACUCGGCCUCAAACAUGUCUCCUGUCAAGAAAACUGCCACCACCUCACACCUCAACGAAGCCGCAAGCAUCUCCUUUCUCAAGUCCAGUUUUGAAAGUUUGAUUGCAAUCAAAGAAAUCAUGAAAAAGCAUCAGCCAAUAGUGCAAAAAGCCACGACUGUUAUUGGAAUUUUGAAGACGGGCGAAAUGCCUCCAGAGGAACUUAUUUUUGAGCCUAUCAAGCUAGCCUGUGAACAGUCCAAUGUGGAGGCUAAGAUAUUGGCCUUGGAUUGCUUGAGUAAGAUAUUUACUUUUAAUCUAUUUACCAAGCCAAUAUAUUGGGAUUACAAAGGCAAGAAAAAUUUACCCAUACAGACAGAUGUCGAUUUAGACGGCAGUUUAGGAUCGCCUGUCCAAGAAGGGAAAAUUCUCCUUAUUGAAGCAGCAAUCAACGUGGUGACCUCCUGUUUCGAGGGCGAAGGCACGGAUGAACGUGUAGAGCUGCAAAUUAUCAGAGUCUUGACUGGUGCAGUUGUUAACGAAUCAAUGCCAGUGCAUGGUAAAGUGUUGCUCCAGGCUAUCAGACAGAUCCACAACAUUUUCCUGUUAUCUUUGUCUCCAAUCAAUCAAGGGAUAGCGCAGGCUACCAUUAUUCAGAUAGUUGAUUCCGUUUAUGAAAAAGUUUUGAAGUUAACAUCCAAAAAGAAGUACCACAGUUCUCUGCAGCCUGAAAGCGAUCUACCUGACCAGAUUGAAAACAACCAACAAAUGACUCUACAGCAACUACAAGACACUAGCAAUGACAACAUCCAACUGACCUCGGAUGAGAUCAUAGGCAAUGAUGACGAACUGUACAUUAAAGAUGCCUUUUUGGUGUUCAGAUCAAUGAGUAACCUUGCCUCAAAAACAAUCGAGACCGAGUCCUUAGAUAUGAGGUCACAUAAAAUUAGAGUGAAGUUACUUUCUUUGCACAUUAUUCACUCGAUUUUGAGGAACUACAUGGACGUUUUUGUAAAUAAGGAGUGCCUAAUUUUCAAUAAAAACAGCGAUGAGAGUACAUUUUUAGUGGAUGGUAUCAGAAAAUAUCUUUGUUUAGCCAUUUCCAGAAAUGCAACUUCUCAACUCUCCCCAGUGUAUGAAAUAACCUUGGAAAUAUAUUGGCUCAUGCUCAAGAAUUUAAGAUCAGAAUUUAAGUACGAAAUACCUGUUUUCCUGGAUGAAAUCUAUUUCCCUGUCAGUGAAAUGAAAACUUCAGCAUCAUAUCAAAAAAGGUACAUAUUAGAAAUUAUCCGUCGUAUUUGUUGCGACCCAAAAAUUUUAGUCGAGUUCUACCUUAAUUAUGAUUGUGAUACCGUACUACCUAAUUUAUGUGAAGCAAUUGUUGACUAUUUAGCUAGAUACGCUCUAUUGAGAGUUGUAGCUACCUUACCCCAAAAGUUAAAUUUUAAGAAUUUCCAAAAACAACAUUCUUUAUCUAAAGAGAUAGAUACUAUUCCAGAAUUGAAUUCCUCAAAAUUGACUAGUACGCCCCCAAAUCCAGAUGCAAAUGUCAACUUUCCAAACGAUUUUGCUCUCAAAAUGAGUUCCAUCGAUUGCAUCGUCUCGUUUUUGCAAUCACUCAACGUAUCAUCUGGUGCUUCUCUUCAGCUUCAGUCUUCACAAUCUGUUAUAGCCUUAGAUGACUUGAAGUCUCUUUCAGGAGAAGCUCGAAUGAGAGGAAGCUCCAUCGCAUCAGGGACGCAUUCAUCAAUUUCUCAAUCUGAGCUAAACAUCAAUUCAAACGAAUCGGAAGAAGCCUCAUUUGAUCCAGCGCAAUUUGAUACUGUAAAGCAAAGAAAAACGUCCUUAAUUGAAGGAGUCAAAUUGUUCAAUUUUUCGCCUAAAAAAGGUAUUGCUUACUUAGCUAGAAAUGGCUUUGUGAAAGCCAAUGAUCCAACAUCAAUUGCUAAAUUCAUACUUGAAAACGACAGCUUGGACAAGACCCAAGUUGGUGAAUAUCUUGGAGGUAGCAAGGAGGAAAACAUUGAAGUUAUGCAUGAAUUUGUUGACAAUAUGGACUUUAAAAAUAAAGGUUUUUUAAAUGCAUUAAGAAGUUUCUUACAACAUUUUAGAUUGCCAGGAGAGUCUCAAGUCAUUGAUAGAUUCAUGUUAAAAUUUGCUGAAAAAUAUGUGAACGACAAUCCUAAAGCAUUUGCGAACGCAGAUACAGUAUAUGUUCUCUCCUACUCUGUGAUUAUGCUUAAUACUGAUCAGCAUUCCCCUCAGGUUAAAAAAAGAAUGACGUUGGAUGAUUUUGUAAAAAACAACCGUGGUAUUGAUGAUGGCAAAGAUUUAGACCCUAAAUUUCUGGAAGGAGUUUUUAACGAUAUCCAAGGCAAUGAGAUCAUCUUGAACAGUGAACAGCAGGCUGCUUUAAUCUCCAAUGAUUCAUCUGCACAACAAACAUUAUUUGCGACUGCCCUUUUUGGGAGAGAUUAUGCUUCUCGAGAGGCGUACACCAAAGUGUCAAAGGUUUUGAGUAAAAAGACUGAAAACACGGUCAUAUUAUUGGGUAAGACUACCAAGAAAAACAACAGAUACUACACAUCAGAUUCUGCUACUAAUCCUGAACAUGUGAAGUCAAUGUUUGAAAACUUGUGGAUGUCAUUAUUGGCCGGUUUGACUCCACCGUUCAAAGAUUAUGAUGACGAAGAAAUUGCAAAUUUACUCUUGUAUGGUAUUCGUCUUUCCACGCAUUUGUCAUGUAUAUUUAAUAUUGAUUAUGCAAGAACAUCUUUUGUUAGAGCAUUAGUUCAAUUCACUAACAUAAAUAAUCCAGAAGAUAUGAAAGAUAAAAACAUCAAGGCAAUAUAUACCUUACUGGAUAUUGCAAUUGAUGAGAGCUCGUAUUUAAAAACGGCAUGGAAGGAUAUCUUCAUAGUUAUCUCACAAGUUGAAAGAUUAAGGUUAUUGUCCAAGGGAGUUGCCUCGAAAUCCGUUCCAGAUUUAUUGAAUGCUAGGUUGGCUAAAAAGUCCCUAGACACAAGUCAUCGUGCUGAAUCAACUAGUUUUUUCUCUCUGGGUGGUAAAAGGCAAAGCAUUUCUCAGCAAGCUCUUGAGCAUCACUUCAACCAGAAAUUACCAGUUGACAUGAUUAAUAAGAUAAAUGCUACAGAACUUGACGUUUCCAUUGAUAAGGUCUUCAGCAAAAGUUCAGAGAUUCAAGGUGAUGGUAUCUUUGACUUUGUCGGCGGUCUUGUUGAAGUUGCCAGGGAUGAAAUAGCCUCAUCUGGUGAUAGCAAAGAACCAAGAAUAUUCUGUUUGCAGAAAAUGGUUGAUGUUUGUUAUUACAAUAUGAGUAGAAUCAGACUUCAGUGGUCCGAGUUGUGGAAAGUCAUGAACCAAGAAUUUAACGAGUUUGGUUGUAAUCCAAACAAUAUAGUUGCAUUUUUCGCUAUUGAUUCCUUGAGACAAUUGUCAGAAAGAUUUUUCAACAUUGAAGAGUUAGCUCAUUUCAAAUUUCAGAAGGAAUUUUUGAAGCCGUUCGACUAUAUCAUUGUGAACAACGGUAAUUUGGAUGUGAGAGAGAUGGUUUUGGAUUGUGUGCAAUAUUUGAUCAUUAAGAAGGCAAAGCAAAUAAAGUCAGGAUGGAAUACUAUUUUAGAGAUUUUGACACAUGUUGCAUAUAGCGAGGACAGUGAGAAGUUUGUUGCAACAGGGUUGAGAUUUGCUAAGCAAAUUACGGACGAGCAUAUUGAGAGCCUCGAAGAACAAGACGCAUUUCCUGCUUUAGUAGAUUGCCUCUCUGAAUAUGCAAAGAAUGAGCGAUUCCAGAAAAUCAGCCUAAGAGCGUUGUCGAUGAUCAAUCAGUUAGUCGAGAAGAUUGGAGACGAGGUUGACGAGAGAAGCGGAGAUGAUGAUUAUUUGAACAAAAGAUGGUUUCCGCUUUUGUUCAGUUUCAACAGUAUUGUGAUGGAAGGUAAUGAUCUGGAAGUUAGAUCCAAAGCUCUCAAUUUUAUGUUUGAAGCAUUGAUAAUUCACGGUAAGAACUUUGAUGAGCAGUUUUGGAGCAAGAUUUGCAAUGAGCUUCUCUUUCCGAUUUUUGAUAUAUUGAAAAGACAUGGUCAAAUCAAUUUUACCCAAAAUGAGAGUUUGUGGGUCUGGCUGUCGAGUACGUUGAUCCAGGCGCUGAGAAAGAUGAUUCUACUAUUUACGACAUUUUUCCACGAACUGAAUGGUACCAUGGAUGGUUAUUUGAGCCUAUUAAUUUCGUGCAUUUGCCAGGAUAACGAUGCGAUUUCCAAGAUUGGUAUAUCGUGUUUGGAGGAUUUGAUCCUACAGAACACUGACCGGUUCGGGGCUGAGCAUUGGAAGAAAAUUGAGAUCACAUUCAAGGAAUUGUUCAAGCUCACAAGUGCUACGGAGUUGUUUGAGUUGGAUCCAUUGAACAAGAAAAACAAGAAGGCUGCAAGCGGCUCCUCCUUGGGAGCGGGUGGGAACGAGGUUGCGGAAGAUGAGUCCGAAGACGAUGAGACCGAACAGUCGUACUCCGAAAUCAAUCCCGACCGGAAGUUCUCCUCGCAGGAGAUUGUGAUCAAGUGUGUGCUCCAUCUCCACAUGAUCCAGAUUCUCUCGGAGCUCUUCGACAACAACGAGUUCUACACGGUCAUCCCGUACUCAAACUUGAUCGAGCUCACCAAACUGCUGCACAGCAGCUACACCUUUGCCAAGAACUUUAACGAGGACUACAACUUGCGGGUGCGCUUGUGGAAUGCGGGCACCGUUGACAAGUUGCCGAACUUGCUCAAGCAGGAGACCUCUGCUGUGGGCGUGUACAUCAGCGUGCUCUUCCGCCUCUACUGCGACGAGGAGAAGACGAACUCCGAGGCAAGAGACCGCAUUGUCGGCAUCCUGAUUCCCUUGGCUGUCUCGCUUAUGAGGCGGUCUGCCGAGUUCGACGAGCGGGAGGAGACCAAGAACUUCCACUCGUGGAUGCCCGUCGUUGUCGAGGUUCUCCAGGCUGUCACCGAGCUCUACGAGAAGGACUUUAAGAAGGCCUGUCCGGAGACGUAUCCGUACGUGAUGCAGCUCUUUGGGAAAAACAUGUCUGUGGAGCUGCGGGAGGUGAUGAAGGACUUCAUGGUCCGGGUCGGCAACAUUUACGUGCUCCACCCCGCGGACACCGCUGCCGCUACUCCUGCCGCUGCCACCAACGGCGGCGCCACUGGCCCCUCCAACGACUAGAUAGCCCCACCGAUAGAUAGAUAGAUAG